Messenger RNA from Tilletiaria anomala UBC 951, 867 nucleotides. RefSeq lists its product as uncharacterized. Bases 299 to 772 code for a protein of 157 amino acids. The record is from RefSeq and is a predicted model, not a curated record. The transcript is spliced from 2 exons. NCBI's taxonomy places the organism in Eukaryota, Fungi, Basidiomycota, Exobasidiomycetes, Georgefischeriales, Tilletiariaceae.
GGGGCGCCAAGAUUCCACUCAUCAGCAAAGCUGAGAGAGACCUGCUAUUACGCAGCAGGAAAUGUACACUUCUUCAACACUGCAAGCUUCGACUCUUCAACCGUUACAGUUCAUCCAUAGGGCCAGCCACGAGCCAAGAGCAUCUUGACGACCGCGACGCCGCUACAGAUUCUGAGACUUCCGCUCAGCGUGCUGUACUUACACAAAAGCACCCAAACCAUCGCCCGAUCGCGCAUGCACACGCAAGGCGCUGAGCAUCUGGCUUCGCUCCACGCAGAGCAUUCAUUCAAAGUUUAAGAUGCAGAAAGCUGCGGCUGCAGCGACCGGGCUGAGAGAGGACACGCUUAUGGCCGACAGCGAAGCUGCGCUGUCUGUUGCUGUGCCGCCUUCGUGCGGGGCGGGAGGCGCAACUUGGAUGGCGGUAUCCUCUGGCCCAGAGCAUGACAACAUUGCCAGUCAACCGGGCAUGCCUGAUGAGGACCAAUCGCGCACAAGCGAAGGCGUAGAAGACGUUGAAGUGGAAGGGGUGAUGUACGAAGGCCAACUGUCGAGAGUAGGGGCCUCGGGCUUGGUUGCGGGGCGAUCGCAUGGAGACUACCACGGCCGAGGGCAAGGUCGUAAUGAGCGACUGCUGGAUAGCGACAUUCGCGACAAGUACCUCUGCGAGCUAGGAGACAUCUUCAGCGACGGCAUCAUGGUACCAUCUGCUACCUUGGUCUCUCCUGAAGAGUCAGGAAGCCGCCCGUCUACUCGCACUGUGCCGAAAACAUAAUUUCGAUGCGAUCUGUCUGCGUCUAUCUCGCACAAUACCUGUCUUUUCGCAUCCUCAGCAUCUGUAUCAUAAACACGUGCAAUACUCGUCUGCUA